Molecule: messenger RNA, 1903 nt
Organism: Trifolium pratense (red clover)
Lineage: Eukaryota; Viridiplantae; Streptophyta; Magnoliopsida; Fabales; Fabaceae
Exons: 12
Coding region: 425-1660 (411 amino acids)
Source: RefSeq, a predicted model, not a curated record
UUUUUAUUCCCCUAAAUUUGGUUAAGGAUAAUGGAGGUUUGGGAGACUUGGCUAAUGGAUAAAGUUGAUUUAUUAGGAAGUGAUUUCAGAGUGGUGAAGUAUUAAGAAGUAGUUGAUUUAAGUAGAGGCUCAAACAACCUUAUUUUUCAUUCAAUUUUGUGAAUAGCAACAAAAUACACUAGAGAGAAGCUGAAGGAGUGGGUUUCUACCAUUGGGAGGUUUUGGAGCUUUGCUUUCAAGUCUUUGAUGCAAUCUCCUCUCUUUCUUAUUUGUUUCAAAGAGUUGCACACUUGUACGCAUUGGCCAUGUGAGAUAUGUCUCGUUUUUCGAGCUUCAGAUUCACCAAGUCAGAUACUUCUUCUCUCUUCCUCUCUGUAUCCAGAUAUGUUAUGCUUGAAAAAAAACAUCAUCAUAAGGUAAAAAAAUGGGGUGCAGUUAUUCUGUGUAUAAGAAGAAGAAAUUUAGCAUUCAUGAAGUAGUUGUGUUAACUCCAUCAAUCAGAAUUCCUAUACAAACUGAUCUUCAAAGAGUACUUAAAGGAUUGAUUCCGAAAGAUCUUGCUGAUAAAUUGUCUUCUUUAAGGAAUCAAAUUGUUUUGGUAGCAGAAGAUACAGAUGGAUCAGCUAUUGCUGAAUUACGGCGAGCUUUGAAUGAAUACUUGUCUGUUCUAAUUGGACUUACUAAAAAAGAGUAUGGUUUUGAAGGACUAAUAGAAUUCAAGUGGAAAAACUUUGAAGUUGGAAAACAAGAUAGUAGUAUAGCAAAUGUGUGGUUUGAGGUGCUAUCUUGUGUUCACUUUAUGGCAAUGCUGACAUUAUCUGAGGCUGAUUCACUGAUGAUUCCAAAGGACCAUUCAGAUUCUGGAUUCAGAGUGGUGUCUUCAGAUAACAAGAGAGAAGCAAUUGAUUUGUUAAUCAAAGCAUCAGGAUACUUGGAGUUCUGUGUUAAACAAAUUCUUCCUCAAAUACCAUCUGAAAUCAAGAAAAUUUUGCCACAUGACUUGCAAGAGGGUGUAUUGGAAGCUGUAGCUAUUCAAGCACUAGGCCAGGGUACUGAGAUUCAGCUUGGUCUUGCUGUGGAGAGUCAGAAAGCAACUUUGUCUGUGAAGAGGAGAUUGGCAUGUGAACAGCUUAUUUACUUUACUCAGGCUUAUCACUGCUUAUCAGGAUGUGACUUCAACCAAGGGCAUGGAAAGAAGCAUCUCAGAUUCAUCAAAUGGAAAUUCCUCGAAUCCAAGGCUACAGCUUACUAUUACCACGGUCUGAUCCUCGACAAGGGUAACGAACCAAGCAGUCACGUUGUCGCAGUGUCAUGUUUUCUUGCUGCAGAUGAACUUCUGGCAGAAAGCAAGAAGGCCUGCUUGAGCUUUUGUCUUGCAGCUCCAGUGACAAGGGCUCCUCCACUAUGGGGUGUGAUGAAACUUCUAAAUCAAAAAAUUCCUGAAGUUGCAUCAAGGAAGUACCAAAUGUAUGGAUACCUUUUGGAACAAGAAAAGGGUCUCCAAGCAUUGCCUGACCUACCUGAAUUUCAAUUAUCAUUACAUCCAGAUGAUUAUGAAUUGCCUGAAAUUGAUCCAGCAUGGGAUAGUAAAAAUUGGGAAACUUUAGGACAACCAUUGAAAGAGCACCUUAGAGAUAGUGAUGAGAAUCAAACUGAUUGAUAAUAUACUUUAAUAUGGUUUUCUUUCUUGUUUAUUAUUAGUAGUUCAAUACAUGCUUGAUUAUAAGACUUUUGUAUAAGUUAACAUUACCAUAGAAUUAAUUGGGUCAUUAUUCAUUCACUUUAUGACUCGACUUCUAAUACAAUAGUAAGAGGGGAACGGAUAAAGUGUGAUCUCUCACUAUUGAUACUUGUUAUAUUUGAAAUUGGGCAAACCACCAUUUUAAUCUCGAAUGUGUAAUUC